UGCAACACAGUCACUAGGGGACCGCUCCACUCCCUCAGCUAUAAAAAGGCAGUGCGCAGCUCUAUGUGCUUCAUUCCCUGCAGACUUCAAACCUAGCUACAGCAAGAUUUGGGACCCUGUGUGGAAAAUGUCUGACUUAGAGAACUCCAUGGCAACCAUCAUAGAUGUGUUUCACAAAUAUUCGGGGAAGGAGGGAGACAAGCACAAGCUGAAGAAGAGCGAACUGAAGGAUCUGAUCAAUAACGAGUUAGCAAGCUUUCUAGGGCAAAUCAAAGACCAGGCAACGAUGGACAGUUUAAUGGAGAGCCUGGACACGGACGCUGACUCAGAAUGUGACUUUCAGGAGUUCAUGACCUUCAUCGCCAUGGUGACCAUCGGCUGCCAUGAGUUCUUUGAACAACAUGAAGACGAGUAACAAAUCCACCCACCAUAUAUAUAAAUAAUUCUAGUUAAAAUGCACUGCAGACUUGUAACCCUUUCACCUGCCUUAACCUGUAUACAAACCUGUUGAUGAGGGUUAAUAGAUGGUAAUGCCUUUGGAACUAGUUUGAACCAUGGCUGGCUGGUGUUAUGUUUUAAAUUGUUGUUUUUAAUUUCUGUGGUGUUUACAGAGACUGUGGUGUACCAUAAUAUCUUCAAAUCUUUCCAGUUUGAGAUCAAUAAGCAAAAAAUAAAUAAAUAAAUAAAUAAAAUCAAACCUGUAGGGAUUGCACUGUUCUAAGAAAUGCAGUAAUUAUAAUAAAGAAACAUUAUAUGAAAAGUCAGGCCAUCACACAUUGCUGACGUGAUAGCUGAUUUUUAAGAAUGUUUUGGAGUUGGUGUUGGGAAAGUUGCUGUUUUCCCUUUUGCCUUAUGUUGAAGUCACAUGUAGAAUUAGUGAGACUCUUCUUUAAUCUGAUCGUUUAUUUUCUAUUGUUGCUGUUAUUUUUGUCUGUUUCUAUAUUUGCGUUGCCUUCCUUCACCAUUAAGCCAGCUGGGUUCGAUGACAUUUAAUGUCUUUUGGAUCAUUUUUUAUAACAAGAAUGACACCUCAUCAAAAUGUUGGUCUAACUAGACAAGAAGCAAUUGCAAGUGCUGUUAUAUUAGUCUCACCUGUCCUGUGUUUAACACACUACUGGAUUGUUGCUAUGUUAUGAAUGUUUAAAGCGCCUCUGUAUAUGUAGACACUUUAUUUGCCCUUCAUCUCAUAGCUUUAGUUUGCAACGUGUUUCAUUUUCCAAUGUUGAGAUGUUGGCCAGGCCAGGUCAUGUAAAGAGAUUGUGUGCUGAUAACCUUGAUACCUUGGUCAAGCACUUGUUGAAUGUUUUAAGACUGAAAUGAAGCUUGAGCUUGCAGUGUAUCCUCAAAGUCACAACAGUGUUACUGACAAUGCAUACGUGCCUAAUUUUCUAUUACUGGUUCAUUAUAACUUUGUAGCCAGUUUAAUUCAAGCUAGAAGUUGGCUGAAAAGUAUGUCCCUUUUAUGUGAUUAGGAAUGGAAAGCUAUUGCAAAGUAUAGCUAGCAGAUAAGCUUUGGAAGACUGUCUGCUUGUACUGUUAAUAAAAUGGUCAGUGCAAAUACA
Molecule: messenger RNA, 1562 nt
Organism: Polyodon spathula (Mississippi paddlefish)
Lineage: Eukaryota; Metazoa; Chordata; Actinopteri; Acipenseriformes; Polyodontidae
Product: protein S100-B-like
Exons: 3
Coding region: 128-415 (95 amino acids)
Biological process (GO): positive regulation of cell population proliferation; positive regulation of canonical NF-kappaB signal transduction
Cellular component (GO): nucleus; cytoplasm
Molecular function (GO): RAGE receptor binding; S100 protein binding
Source: RefSeq, a predicted model, not a curated record